ACAUGCAUGAGUGGGAGACCCCUCACCCACUUCUAUGAAGUUUGGUGAUUUAAAGGAAACUGCACAACCACACUUUUCACACCUAGAUCAUUGCUGCUUCGCGCUCUCUCUCUCCCCCAUGUGUGUCUAUGUCUCUCUGUCACUUGCCUUGCUCUCUCUCUCUGAGUUAUAAAUAAAAGCUUUCAUGACAAGUCAAACAGUUUGAGCAAACUUCAGGGCAAGAGACACAGGGCUGUCAGUCAGUCAGAGCAUCAGUCACAGAGGUCUGCGCUCGGCCAGUUCUCCGACUUCGGCUUCACAGCGACAGGGAUUGAGAACCGGCACUCAUACCAGGCACGGACCGGCUUGGGAAUCGAACCGACAACUUGCGCGUAACAUUAUUUCAAGCGGUGCCACGAUGGUUGCAGCGGCGAAGGUGGCGGUCUGUCUGGCCGUCUGGCUUUCUGUGUGUCAGGUCAGAGGCUCCCACAUCUCAGACGGGAUGAACAGAACCAUCCAGAACCUCCUGCAGCACUAUAGGAUUUCACAGAAAGACAGAUUUAACGGGAAGCCCGUGUUCUCCAAGGAGCCAUUGUCUGGCAGAAUUGAGGCUAAGAUGGUGAUUUUUGGUGGCAUUUUGGAGACGUACGAAAAGCUGAUCAACCGGAUGUUGAAGCAGCUGCCUACCCCGAGCCCCCAGACAGCCGGGAGCGUAGAGGGCCUCACCUCUGCCAUCACCGCGGCCCCCGGCACGGCCAGCGAUGCCAAGUCGGCAUCUGGCAUGAGUGUCAGGUCGGAGCUCAGCUUCAUCCUGGAGAAGGUCCAGGAGCUGAAGAAAAACUAUUACCAGGAGGAAGACAAGCUUCUGAAGGGACUGCAGACCAUCAGGCACAUCCAGAUGGAUGACCCUGUCGUCCAGAGCAAAGCAUUGUGGGAGCUGCCGAAGCUUUAUCUGGAGGCGAGUUCCCUGCCUGAAAGCAUCAGGCAGCAGAGGAGGCGGCGGCGCCGCCAAGCACGGAGGGUGAAAACUCAUCAGAGAGCCUGAGACGCCGUGAAGCACGACAAUGACAGCAACAAAGCUAAAAGGCAACAACAAUGAUGGUAAAACAAGGAUUCAGGAUAUUUAAUGACAAAUAUUAAUAUAGACAAACUAACAUGAAAGACAGGACCAAAAAUAUCUAAACUUAAAUCAGCGUGCCUACUUUUAUUUUUUUUAGAUUAUUAAAGAGGUUUUUUCAUAGCUAUUUAUUACUGUGUAAGCCUAAUAAAUAUUGUUUUGUAAAACUUUUUUAAUGUUGGUGUUCGAUACUUGAAAGCAGUGUGGCGGUUUGAGCCUGUGAACAGUUUUCAACAGUUCGUGGUCUUUUUUUAAUCUAUAUAAAAUCUGCAGGUGAUUUAAUGUCCCAGAAAAUCUGUGAAGAGCUGAAACGUGGCCAAACCAAAAUCCAAAAGUCCAACAGCCUCUGACCUCAGUCUGCCAUAAACCGCACGGCAACAGCAUUUAGUGCUGAGUGGAUUCUUUUUAAAAACGUAUUUAUUGCAAAGCUCUCUGGGACUUGUAGUCGAUUUAUCUGUGAAGGUUUAAUAGUGGUACCUUUGACUUUUUAAAGAUGAAACUGAUUUUGUUUUUGGUAAAAAUAAACUGGGCUGUCGCUGCCAGGACCCUCUACUGCCUCAGAGAACUGAUGAUGUUUACAGUACAAAGUACACCAGAGUACUACAAGUCCUCUGGACGUUCAGGUCCAGCACUGAAGUACGAUACUCUUCAAGGAUUUUUGUAUUUUACUGACAUAUUGUGAUUCUCUAUAUUUAUUUUCAUAUUUAAGGUGUUUAUUUAAUAUUGAUUCGUAUUGUUAUGACUGAUGGUUGAUUAUUUAUUAUGCAUUUAUUGAUUGGCACAUGGAGACAAAUGCAACAGAAUAAA
Messenger RNA from Toxotes jaculatrix (banded archerfish), 1903 nucleotides. RefSeq names its product interferon gamma-like. Gene Ontology annotation, biological process: immune response. Gene Ontology annotation, cellular component: extracellular region. The transcript is spliced from 4 exons. Bases 398 to 1024 code for a protein of 208 amino acids. Lineage: Eukaryota; Metazoa; Chordata; Actinopteri; Toxotidae. The record is from RefSeq and is a predicted model, not a curated record. Gene Ontology annotation, molecular function: type II interferon receptor binding.